Molecule: messenger RNA, 1281 nt
Organism: Meloidogyne enterolobii
Lineage: Eukaryota; Metazoa; Nematoda; Chromadorea; Rhabditida; Meloidogynidae
Source: the annotation of a GenBank genome assembly
GUCGCGGCGCAAAUGUUCUCGGCGCAAAAGUCGUGAUACCAAUUAGAGGUAGAUUUAUUUUAUUAAUGAGACAAAAUGGUAUAUUUUCUUCUAUUGGACGAAUUGUAAGAUUUACUGGUUAGGUGUUCUGUAUAGACAUUUUGAAAAGUUGGACUUUUCUUUUUUCUGUGUUGACUAGAGAAAGUGAGUUAGAGAAAUAGACAAAGUGGCGUAUUUUCUUCGUCUGGGCGAAGUGUACGAUUUGCUAGUUAGGUGUUUUGAAAAGUUGGACUUUCUUUUUCUGUGUUGACUAGAGAAAGAGAGUUAGAGUGGGGGGACAAACUGGCUUAUUUUCUUCGGUGUGGCGAAUUGUCGGAUCUGCUAGUUAGGUGUUUCGUUUAGAUAUUUUGUAUUUUUGGCGCCUUUUUUUCUUUACUUUUUGUGUUGUCUAGAGAAAGAUAAAAAUAAAGAGUAUUAAGAAAGGCGGAGAUCGUUAUUUUUUCGCUGUUAAAAAGUUUUCUUUUCUCAUUUCUUAGAUAAAUUUCUUAAAUUUUCUUAUUAGUUUUUUCUAUUAAUUCCUCUAAAAUGGCACAAAAGAAGGUGACUAUUAUUGGAUCUGGAAAUUGGGGUUCAGCUAUUGCACGAAUCAUCGGCAACACCGUUGUUCAACACAGCACUACAUUCCAAACGCGAGUGCCGAUGUGGGUGUUCGAAGAGAUGGUUGAUGACAAAAAGCUUAGCGAAAUUAUCAAUACUGAACAUAUCAACGUUAAGUAUCUGCCUGGAAAGAAAUUGCCAGAAAACAUUGUUGCCGUUCCUGAUCUUCUUGAGGCUACAAAGGAUGCUGAUAUUCUCGUAUUUGUCGUUCCCCACCAAUUUGUUGAGAAGCUUUGUAAUCAAUUGAAAGGAAACGUCAAGAGCAGCGCUGUAGCAGUUUCUCUCAUAAAAGGACUUUCUGGCAAGUCUACAAGCUCAAAACUUCGUUUAAUCUCUGAGGACAUUAGCGAGACUCUGGGUAUUGAUGCUGCGGUUUUGAUGGGGGCGAAUCUGGCACCUGAAGUGGCUAAUGAUAAUUUCUGCGAGGCAACAAUUGGCAGCAAAAAUCUUGCUACAGCAAUCGAACUCAAAAAGCUUUUCCACACAGACAAUUUCCGUAUUAAUAUUGUUCAAGAUUUUCAAACUGUGGAAAUUUGUGGGGCUUUGAAGAAUGUUGUUGCGUGUGCAGCAGGUUUUUCUGAUGGCUUGGGAUAUGGAGACAAUACAAAGGUUAAUUCACUAUUAAGUUUUUGUUGUUUUUUUUGA